Penicillium alfredii is the source of this 294-nucleotide messenger RNA. RefSeq lists its product as uncharacterized. NCBI's taxonomy places the organism in Eukaryota, Fungi, Ascomycota, Eurotiomycetes, Eurotiales, Aspergillaceae. The record is from RefSeq and is a predicted model, not a curated record. Bases 1 to 294 code for a protein of 97 amino acids. The transcript is spliced from 2 exons.
AUGGUUUGCCAGGGGGCGUUUAGGUCGAACAAGUUGACUAUCGACGAACAACGGAAACAAGACUGGAGCCAAGAUCCAGAACGCCGUCUCCUGAAUUAUUGGGAUGACUUCCUUUCCUACUCUCUUUACCAUGAGCUGGUUCAUCUCGUCUGUCACUAUAAGGACCGCGGACUCCCUGGAGGCAUUAACGGGCUGGCCUAUGCUUACAAAGGUGCAACUGCGCUACUCAGAAAAUAUCCGGACAAGGUGGACAACAACGUUGAGAACCUCACUCUUUUGAUAUUGGGUAAGUGA